Botrytis sinoallii is the source of this 819-nucleotide messenger RNA. RefSeq lists its product as uncharacterized. Lineage: Eukaryota; Fungi; Ascomycota; Leotiomycetes; Helotiales; Sclerotiniaceae. The record is from RefSeq and is a predicted model, not a curated record. The transcript has a single exon. Bases 1 to 819 code for a protein of 272 amino acids.
AUGAAUGCCUCUAUUGCUGUUAUAAUCGCUUCUGCCUAUGGCGACCAAGAAAUUACGCAACACAGCACCCAUUACGUGAAUGAAAUACCUUUGUGUGAUGGAUCACCCAGCUGUUUGGUGGAUUAUUAUCAAUUUGAUAAUUUCGCGAGAGUGUUGUCAGGAAAUAUCUCGUUACAGAGGAGAGUGUCGGGCAUCGAUCGCGCGGUUUGGGUCCCUUAUUUGAUCGACAAUCCUCUCCUCCGUCUAUUUACCGCAUGCGACGACAUACAGGCUUCACCAUUCGAGUCCCUAUUACCUCCAGAUUCCCUUUCUCCAAGGCCCAUUGAGGAGAUUUUUAAAAUCGAGCCAUGGCAGUGUCGCAAUCGAACCUUCAUGAGAGCAAUCGAGGAUCUUUCCAUCAAUAUCACCAUAGGUUAUCUUGGUUCUCCUGAUCUCACUAGCAGCAGCACGGAAUAUGCAAAUGUCACCACUUCAGACACUAGGAACGUCUACGUCUAUCAUCCGCUCUACCUCGUUCUUUCCUAUAGUAUCGGGUUUUUCCUGGCAAGCCUUUGUGGUGCAAUUGGUUUUUACUCAAUGCAUGUUAAUGGCGUUUCACAUUCAAACUCCUUCUCCGCCAUCAUGCUUAUAACAAGGAAUGCAGACUUGGACAUCUUGGCAAGAGAGAAGUCUUUGGGAUCUGAUCCAUUGCCUAAAAGUAUCAAAAACACAAAGUUAAGGUUGGACCGUUGGUAUCACAACAUGGUCCCGAGAAGAGAGGUUCUGAUGAUUCUCCUCGGCACGUUGCGUUCGGGCUUGAGGGAAGUGUUGACGAAUUGA